UGGUCAAACAGAUACCUAUCUUCCUUAUUAACAAUAUGUGAUUUUGAGUGUUCAUUUUAUUUCACCCAUAAUUAUUUUGUAUGCAUUGUGAAAUUAGGUUAGGUGUAUUUGUGUUCAAAGAUAUACCCAACUUGAAAAUAGAUCGCUAAGAUGAUUUGUAACCAUUUUCGAAUAAUUGAACUCAAAAGAAUUAUUGCAAGGCGCUGAAAUAGAUAAGAGGAUAGACCGACCGGUUACCAUAUAACUCAAUAAACAAUGGACUUGGAUGAUAUGUUAGAGGAAAUAGGGGAGUUUGGGAGAUUUCAGAUUACUAUUUACAGCUUGGUAUGUCUGCCAGUCUUGUUUGCAGCAGCCAACAGUUUGAGUUAUGUGUUCACUGCUGGAGUACCUAAUUACAGAUGCUAUAUACCAGAAUGUGAGGACUUGAACAGUACAUCUUACGAAACGCCUUGGAUGAAAUGGGCCAUACCUCCUGAUACUAAAUCAAAGCAGGAUGGUUUUAAACCUAGCACAUGUACACGAUACGUGCCGAAAAAUUACUCAAACUUCAAUUCGGUUUGCUCACCGUCUAGUUUCACAAAUGAAACUGAACAGUGUUCCGAAUGGAUCUUUGCACACGAUGAACGAACAAUUGUGAAUGAUUGGAAAAUAACUUGCCUAGAAAAUCAGUGGAAAUUAUCUCUUGUUGGUUCCUGCCAUUUUGCUGGAAUUAUCGUAGGAUCAGCAUUGUUUGGCAUAUUAGCAGAUAGGUAUGGAAGGAAACGUAUCUUCAUAAUUUGCAUUUUAUUGAUGGGAAUAUCAGGGAUGGCUCAAACUAUAAGCCCUGAAUAUGUUACUUUUGAUAUUAUGAUUUUUGUGAAUGCUAUGGGUACCGCUGGAGUGUACCCUCUGGCUUUCAUAAUUGGAGUAGAAAUGGUUGGAAAGAAAAAGAGAGAGCUUACUGGAAUAGUAUUAAACUAUUUUUAUGCUAUAGGUGAAGCAUUAGUAGCUUUAAUAGCCUGGUGUACAAAAGACUGGGUCAUGCUUCAGCUGACUGUAUCUGCACCUGCUGUCCUCUUUUUUGUUUAUUUUUGGAUGAUACCAGAGUCAGUUCGGUGGCUGUUGGCCAAUGAAAAGCGAAAGAAAGCCAAAGUUAUCAUAUGUAAAGUAGCCAAAGCAAACAAAGUGAUAUUAUCAGAUAACGUAUUGGAUACGUUCAAAGAAGAUUCCUCUCUGACGGGAAAGCAAGAAGUUGAUACCAAAAUACUUCCAGUGGUGAAAGAAAUGCUUGAAUCGAACAAAUUAAUUCUAAGAUUCAUUAUUAUCUAUAUUAUUUGGGCUGUGAAUGCUUUUGUAUAUUAUGGUCUCUCUGUCAAUUCCACUAGCAUGAGUGGAGAUAAAUAUAUUAAUUUUGCACUUGUUAGUUUAAUUGAAAUACCUGGUUAUACGUUGGCAUGGGUGAGCAUAAGGCACUGUGGAAGGAGAUUUUCUUUAGUAGGAUCGCUAUUACUAUGUGGUCUAACUUGUGGGUUGACUAUUUUGCUACCUCCAGAUUUAGCAUGGGCUGAAAUGUCAUUAUUUUUACUUGGAAAAUUAGGAAUAACAAGUGCCUUCGGCAUAUCAUAUGUAUAUACAGCUGAAUUGCUUCCUACAGCAGUUAGAAGUGGAGGAGUCGGCUCAGCUUCAACAGUGGCCAGGGUAGGAGCACUGCUUGCACCAUUCGUUCCCCUUUUGGGUGUUUAUAUGCAGUCCUUGCCAUCAAUAUUAUUUGCUUCAGUUGCCAUAACAGCAGGACUUUUAGCAUUGAAACUACCAGAAACACUUGGGAGAAAAUUACCAGAAACAGCUAAAGAAGCAACACUCAUUUGAUAUUCAUAUAUUCUCAACAUAAUUUGGAAAAUAUAUAAUUUGAUUGGGUU
Messenger RNA from Harmonia axyridis, 1898 nucleotides. Its product is annotated as organic cation transporter protein. The transcript is spliced from 12 exons. Gene Ontology annotation, molecular function: transmembrane transporter activity. The coding region runs from base 256 to 1848 and encodes 530 amino acids. The record is from RefSeq and is a predicted model, not a curated record. Gene Ontology annotation, cellular component: membrane. NCBI's taxonomy places the organism in Eukaryota, Metazoa, Arthropoda, Insecta, Coleoptera, Coccinellidae. Gene Ontology annotation, biological process: transmembrane transport.